Punica granatum (pomegranate) is the source of this 2004-nucleotide messenger RNA. Lineage: Eukaryota; Viridiplantae; Streptophyta; Magnoliopsida; Myrtales; Lythraceae. The record is from RefSeq and is a predicted model, not a curated record.
CCACUUUUUCCUGCGGGACCCGCCCGCUCUCCUUUAAGCACUCCCUCCACUCUCUACUCUGCGGUGGAACUCACUGAUCACUCAACUCUCUAAUCUAAUGGCGUCUCAACGGCUUCUCUUCCUCUUCAUCCUCUUCUCCGCCAUUUCCUUCCGGAGCUUCCCCGGCUCCGCGCUCGCGGGCCUCCCCGGCUCGUGGGAGCUUCUGGUGGCAAACGCCGGGAUCGCCUCCAUGCACACCGCUGUCACCCGCUUCAACACCGUCGUCCUCCUCGACCGCACAGACAUCGGCCCCUCCCGGAAGCUCCUCCCCAAGGGCCGCUGCCGCCGUGACCCCAACGACCCCGUCCUCAAGAGCGACUGCUACGCCCACUCCGCCAUCCUCGACCUCGCCACCAACGCCAUCCGCCCUCUCAUGAUCCUCACAGACACGUGGUGCUCCUCCGGGCAGUUCCUCCCCGACGGCUCCCUCAUCCAGACCGGCGGCGGCCGAGACGGGUUCCGGAAGUUCCGGCGGUUCGAACCAUGCGGUCCUGCUGGGUCCUGCGACUGGGACGAGCUUGAUGACGUUGAGCUCUCCAACGGCCGGUGGUACGCGACGAACCAGAUCUUACCCGACGGCUCCGUCAUCAUCGUCGGCGGCAGGGGAGCCAACACCGUGGAGUUCUUCCCGCCUAAGAAAGGCGCCGUGUCAUUCCCAUUCCUCGCCGCCGCUGAAGACAAACAGAUGGACAACCUGUACCCUUACAUCCACCUCCUCCCCGACGGCAACCUCUUCAUCUUUGCCAACGACAAGGCGGUCUCGUACGAUUACAAGGCCCACAAGGUGGUGAGGAACUACCCGCCGUUGGAAGGGGGCCCACGGAAUUACCCUUCGGCCGGGUCCUCUGCGAUGCUGGCCCUCACGGACACUUACUCGACGGCCGUAAUUGUGGUCUGCGGAGGAGCUCGGUAUGGCGCGUUCAUUGAGAAAAGCACCGACAGCCCAGCCCACGGGAGCUGCGGUCGGAUAUUGGCGACAUCAGCCGACCCGAGGUGGGAGAUGGAGGACAUGCCAUUCGGGCGGAUCAUGGGCGAUAUGGUAAUUCUACCGACCGGGGAUGUCCUCAUCAUUAACGGGGCAGAGGCCGGGACCCAAGGGUUCGAGAUGGCAUCUAGCCCGUGCCUCUAUCCGCUUUUGUACCGUCCCGACCAGCCGGCGGGGUUAAGGUUCAUGACCCUGAACCCAGGCACGGUUCCCCGUUUGUACCACUCCACGGCAAACCUCCUGCCCGACGGGCGGGUCUUAAUUGCGGGCAGCAACCCUCAUUACUUCUACAAGUUCAAUGCGGAGUUCCCGACCGAGCUGAGGAUCGAGGCCUUCUCGCCCGAAUACCUGUCACCGGACCGGGCCAAUAUCCGGCCCGUCCUGGAGGAAGCCCCCACAAAGGUGCGCUACGGGGAGGCAUUCAGCGUGCGCAUGUCGGUAACUUUGCCUGUGGUGGGAAUUGUGGAGGUGAACUUAAACAGUGCACCUUUUGCCACGCAUUCAUUUUCUCAGGGGCAACGGCUGGUCAAGCUGGGCGUGACGGCCCCAGUCUUGGAGGAUAACGGCCGAUACCACAUCGGGUGUACGGCACCACCGAGUCCGGUGGUGGCACCACCUGGCUACUACAUGGCAUUUGCAGUAAAUCAGGGUGUGCCAAGCAUAGCUCGGUGGAUACAGCUGACGAAGUAAUUGUAUAUUUAAUAUAUAUUUUCAGGUCGAGCAUACAUACAUAUAAUUAACUAGAAGUUUUUUUCUUUGUUUUUUAUUUUUAUUUUUGACCAAGCAAGUAUAAAUCUUAGAGAGAUAUCUAUCUAUCGUAAUUGUGUGAAGGUGAAGCCUGAAGGAAUAGAUCAAGUAGGGGACCCCAUUAUAUAACGAGAAAGGGCAAGACAGAAAAGGGGCCCUUUGGGACAUUGUUGUUUUGUAUAGGGAAUUCAGCAAUAUAAUAAAAUUGCAGUGUCCGCUGCUUUAGCAAGUCA